Molecule: messenger RNA, 1380 nt
Organism: Phlebotomus argentipes
Lineage: Eukaryota; Metazoa; Arthropoda; Insecta; Diptera; Psychodidae
Product: alpha-tocopherol transfer protein-like
Exons: 2
Coding region: 269-1234 (321 amino acids)
Cellular component (GO): membrane
Molecular function (GO): phosphatidylinositol bisphosphate binding
Source: RefSeq, a predicted model, not a curated record
AAGACUCUACCUCGUUAGUUUUGGCCAUAACAAUUAACGUGCAGGGUAAUUGUACACAUGUGAUUUUGAUUAGUGGGUUUCUCUGUGCGUCUUUUUGUCUCAAUCCCAUGUGAAGAAAUUGUGCUGUGAUUCUCGGUUUCACGUGUCUUUUUUGCUCCUGCCUCGAGUGGCAAUUUCGGGCUGUUGUGGGUCACUUUAUCUGGCCAAGAGCACUUGAGUGUCUCAGUGUCGGCCAGUCAGUCGUCUGAGGUGGAUUCGCGCGCGCAAGAUGACUCGCGUGACCAAAGUGAGUGACUCCAGAUUCCUCUCGGGCAUCACAGAGAUCCCAUCCCUGGUCAUUGGGAAGCAUGAGUUCGUCUUCGAGGCGGAUCUGAGCGAAAAGGCGCGCAGGACGGCGGAAAAGGAGCUGCGAGAGACGCCAGAGAGGAAGGAGGAGUCGCUGGCGGAGCUGAGACGCUUGCUGACGCAGGAGAAGGAUCUCACGUGGCCAGACAACGAUUUCUGGCUGGUGAAGUUCCUCAGGAAGUGCAAAUUCUACCCAGAAAGCGCCUUCGAAUUGAUCAAGAGAUACUACAGCAUCAAGGCGAAGCAUCCUGAGUACUUCUUCGGUCUCGAUGUCAAUUACUACUUGGACAUUGCAAACUUGAAGAUGCUGCAGCUGAUUCCGCGGCGGGAUCACAAGGGCAGGCGCGUGAUCAUUGUGCGCAUCGUGAAGGAGUUCAAUCCGGAGAUCUAUUCCGUGGAGCGUCUCUUCAGGGCGGUGGCCGUGAUGAUGGAAGUGGCGAGCAGCGAGCCAGACACUCAAGUCAACGGCGUCGUGGGCGUUCUGGACCUCAAGGAGCUCUCGCUGAGCCACCUGAGACCCCUCACGCCAUCGUUCAUCCGCUUCGGGAUGCAGUGGUGCCAGAACUGUAUUCCUCUGCGCCUCAAGGCGCUGCACGUGGUUAACGAGACGCCCAUCAUCGAUGCCACGUACGCGAUUAUUAAGAACUUUCUGGUGGACAAGUUGCGCAAUCGAGUGUACUUCCAUGGGAAGGAUUAUGAGAUGAUGCAUGAAUAUUUGGCGCCGAAUUGUCUGCUGAAGUCUUACGGUGGCACAGUUGAGCUCAUCGACAUCCCGAAGGCCGAAGACGUCCUGGCAAACUUCACAGACUUCGCCUUGCAGUGUGAGAAGGAGUUGGACAUGAUCAACUCUUUUGGCUACAGAAAGGUCGCGGAAAAUACGCAGCUUUGAUGCGCUGGGAAGCGUUUUCGCGACAUUUUCCACUGCACAAUAUUACACAUAUAAGAGCAAUUGCACCAAUUCUGCAUGGUUGGACAUUUUCGCAAAUAAAUAUUACUCUAGUGAUGUUGGGAGAAGAUUUAUUGUCACCGAAUAAA